UCAACUCGCAGAGCAAUUUGACAAAUAUGUGACAGUUCAAAAUAAGCGUCAACAACUCAAUAGUAGUUCAAAGCACUUUGGUUCAAAGUUUUACUUGUAAUAGGUAAUUUUCUAGUAUUUUCUAAAACGAUUAGUGAAAAAGAUGUCGAACUAUACUGAUUUAGUGACUAAAAUAGGAAAAGAUACUUCGAGAGCGGCAUGUAAAAAGUGCGGUUACGCCGGACACUUAACUUUUCAAUGUAGAAACUUCAUUAAAGUAGACCCCAAUAAAGAAAUUGUUCUAGAUGUAAGCAGCACGAGUAGCGACAGUGAAGAAGAAUACGCAACUCCCUUACAAACUUUACGAGAAGCUGAGCUACGGCAGAAACUGCAAGAGAAAUUACAGAAAGCAAAGGAGAAAAAGAAAAGCAAGAAGAGAAAGAGAUCUAGGUCAUCAAGUACAUCUUCAACGAGUAGCAGCAGUUCAACAUCAUCAGAUAGCAGUAAUUCAGAUAAAAGAAAAAAAAGAAAACACAAGAAAAAGAAAAAGUCCAAAAAAUCACACAAGAAAAGUAAAAAGUAUUAAAAAUAAUUUGUACUCGACUAUCUGACUUGUUCUAAAAUUGUGUUCAAUAAUUAAUAGUUUUUGAAUAAAUUGAUCUUUUAUAA
Melitaea cinxia (Glanville fritillary) is the source of this 648-nucleotide messenger RNA. Its product is annotated as protein SREK1IP1-like. Gene Ontology annotation, molecular function: nucleic acid binding; zinc ion binding. Bases 143 to 565 code for a protein of 140 amino acids. The transcript has 3 exons. The record is from RefSeq and is a predicted model, not a curated record. Lineage: Eukaryota; Metazoa; Arthropoda; Insecta; Lepidoptera; Nymphalidae.